This is a messenger RNA of Gregarina niphandrodes, 982 nucleotides long. RefSeq names its product serine/threonine-protein phosphatase. The annotation marks the transcript as partial. Gene Ontology annotation, molecular function: protein binding. NCBI's taxonomy places the organism in Eukaryota, Apicomplexa, Conoidasida, Eugregarinorida, Gregarinidae. The record is from RefSeq and is a predicted model, not a curated record. The transcript has a single exon.
AUGUCCACGGUGGGAGUGAGUUCGGCAUCAAUCAGCCAGCAUGAUUUGCCAGCUCCGCGGUUCGGACAUUCCACAACAUUGAUAGGGCCUAAUUCGGUGAUCUUGUUUGGAGGUGCGGUGGGUGAUACGGGUCACUACCAGAUCACAAAUGAGUGUUACCACUACAACUUGACUGACAAAACGUGGUCGAAGCUGGAGGCGGAGAAUCCUCCUCGCGCUCGAGCGGCUCACGGGGCAGCGCGCGUGGACACGAUGCAGAUGGUGAUAUACGGGGGUGCUACAGGGGGCGGUACGUUGAGUACGGAGGAGCUUUAUUUGCUCGACUGCCGGAAAUUCCCCAAGACGAUCUCGUGGAUGACAGUGCCAAUCAGCGGUCCCACUCCGGGUCGCCGUUACGGCCACUCGAUGAACUACUAUAAGCCGAACCUGAUUGUAUUCGGAGGAAACAACGGUCAACAAAGUUUGAACGAUAUCUGGUAUAUGGACGUGGUCCAGAGUCCUUUCCUUUGGAACCAGGUCCACAUUCCUCCCGGGGAUAAGAAGCCGCCGGAACGUGUGUACCAUUCGGCGGACGUAUGUCGCGAUGGCCCAGCGAACGGCAUGCUGGUCAUAUUUGGGGGCCGGACCACCAACAACGAGCCCAUGAAAGACGUCUGGGGGCUGCGGCAGCAUCGAGACCUCAGCUGGGACUGGGUCGCUGCCCCCGUCAAGAAGGGGUCGCUGCCGGAAGCGCGUUUCCAGCAUUCGGCCGUCUUCAUCGGCACGAAAAUGUUCGUCGUGGGCGGCCGCGAGCAAGACGUAAGCAAAAUGCUGUCUACCGCCAUGUACGACACGGAGACCUGCGAGUGGAAGUCCCUACCAGGCGUGGAGCGGUUCCGCCACGCCUCCUGGGCGGCGGGCACCCAAAUCUACACUUUCGGUGGCUUCGACCACCAGACGCAGACACACCCCACUGACAACCUCCAGGUCAUGGACGCCCUGA